AUGCUUCCCCUCGGCCUUCUCACGGCCGCACAGGGCCACCCAAUGCUGGUUGAGCUCAAGAAUGGCGAAACUUUGAAUGGCCACCUCGUAACAUGCGACAACUGGAUGAACUUGAUCCUGCGCGAGGUCGUACAAACCAGCCCUGAGGGUGACCGAUUCUUCAAGCUGCCAGAAGUCUACAUUCGUGGAAAUAACAUCAAAUACCUCCGAGUUCCCGAAGAGAUCAUCGAAAUUGUCAAGGAGCAGCAGCAGAACCAACCACAAAACCGACGAGGCGGCCAUGGUCACGAAAAUCCGAUCCUUUUGCAUACCUGA
Molecule: messenger RNA, 315 nt
Organism: Penicillium malachiteum
Lineage: Eukaryota; Fungi; Ascomycota; Eurotiomycetes; Eurotiales; Aspergillaceae
Product: U6 snRNA-associated Sm-like protein LSm4
Exons: 4
Coding region: 1-315 (104 amino acids)
Biological process (GO): mRNA splicing, via spliceosome; P-body assembly; nuclear-transcribed mRNA catabolic process
Cellular component (GO): U6 snRNP; spliceosomal tri-snRNP complex; P-body
Molecular function (GO): U6 snRNA binding
Source: RefSeq, a predicted model, not a curated record